Messenger RNA from Anopheles cruzii, 2070 nucleotides. RefSeq names its product atypical kinase COQ8B, mitochondrial (gene Coq8). Gene Ontology annotation, cellular component: extrinsic component of mitochondrial inner membrane. Gene Ontology annotation, molecular function: kinase activity. Bases 1 to 2070 code for a protein of 689 amino acids. Lineage: Eukaryota; Metazoa; Arthropoda; Insecta; Diptera; Culicidae. The record is from RefSeq and is a predicted model, not a curated record. Gene Ontology annotation, biological process: ubiquinone biosynthetic process. The transcript has 2 exons.
AUGUCCCGCGCCCAAGAUGCUGUCGGCAUUCUGCGUGGCCUACGAUUGGUGGCCGAUGCGAUAGCCAAAACGCAGGGCCAAUACGCCGAGCACGUAUGGGCAAAUUCGAGUGUCCGGGAACUGAUCGAACAACAGAUGGUGGCCGGAGAACAGACCAUUAAGCAAGUGCUGGAUAAUCCAUCGAAAGAGAUGGAGAAAGCGGGAGGAGUACUGCGCGAAACCAUCGAACGUACGGCGGUGGUAGCGGAAGGAUUGCGUCAGCUUACGGUGGCCGCUCUGCCGAAGGUUGGCCCCCUUUCGGCCGAUGGAAUACUGAAACAGCGAACGCAUGCAAGCACUGGUGACGGAGCUUUGCCAUCCUCGGAAGGUGCAGGCGAUAUCGGCAGCUUGGACAUUUCCAAAAUAACGCUAAAAGAACUGGAAUCGAUUCUGUCCGAGCACAGCAAAAACCGAGAAGUACGGUUGAGUUUAGAAAACACCAAACGCACUGCAAGCCAACAAACAGCAGAAGCAGCACCCGCCACAACCGUUCAUAAUAACGAAUCCCAAGCGCAACCAACAGAAAGUCUACAAAAUGUCCUUCCUAAGCCAGCGGAGACCGAACGUUCUUCGACUCCUUCGAAGGGUUUAGCGCAAGACGAGAAGCAGAUCAAAAGCAUGAUGCAGUUUGUGUCUUCGUACGAUCAAUCAACGAUCAAGCACGAAUCGAAACCUUCGAACCCAAUCGAACUACCCCAGCUGAGCACCGUUGCCAAGCAACGCAAGGUGCCCUCAUCACGCGUGGCUCGAUUAGCUUCGUUCGGUGGACUGUUUGCCGGUCUGGGGCUGGGCACGGCAAACGAGCUGGCCAAAGGAGCGCUCGGAAUCGGUGGCACGCUGGACGUGAAGCAAGCCCUGUUCAGCCCAACUAAUGCCGAACGCAUCGUGGAUACGCUCUGCAAAGUCCGAGGUGCCGCUCUAAAGCUGGGACAGAUUCUGAGCAUACAGGACUCGAACAUUGUCUCGCCACAGCUGGUGAAGGCUUUCGAGCGUGUCCGGCAAGCGGCCGACUACAUGCCCGACUGGCAGGUGGAAAAGCAGCUCGUCUCCGAACUGGGGCCCGAGUGGCGCUCGAAGUUGGCCACCUUCGAUCAGAAACCGUUCGCUGCCGCUUCGAUCGGACAGGUACACCGAGGGGUGCUGAAGGAGACUGGCACGGAGGUGGCCAUCAAAAUACAGUACCCGGGGGUAGCCAGAAGUAUCGAGAGUGACAUCGAUAAUCUCGUAUCGAUGCUGAAAGUUUGGGACGUGUUUCCGGCCGGAGUAUUUAUCGACAAUGUGGUUGCCGUGGCCAAACGGGAACUGGCCUGGGAAGUGGACUACACUCGAGAAGCCGAAUACACGGAACGCUUCGGGCAUAUGAUUCGGCACAUGCCCGAGUACCGGGUGCCGGUGGUGAUCAAGGAAUUAACCUCAGCGAACGUAUUAACGACGGAACUAGUCCCGGGGGUGCCAAUGGAUCGAUGUUUUGACCUAAGUCAAGAGCACCGCGACCACAUAGCGUACUGUGUGAUGAAGCUGUGCCUUAACGAGCUGUUCACCUUCCGGUGCAUGCAAACGGAUCCGAACUGGUCCAACUUCCUGUACGACGAACCAACGAAGCGCCUCAUGCUGAUCGAUUUCGGGGCCACACGCUUCUACCAGAAAGCGUUCAUGGACGAUUACUUGCGCGUCAUAAUGGCGGCCACCAAAAACGAUCGCCAGAAGAUUUUGGAGCUCUCGCGAAAGAUGGGAUUUCUUACCGGCUACGAAACGCCCGCCAUGGAAAAUGCGCACAUCGAUGCUGUGUUGAUACUGGGGGAAAUAUUCAGCGUGCCUGGAGAGUUCGAGUUUGGCCGGCAGAGUACGACGAAGAAAAUUGCGGCCCUGGUGCCGGUGAUGGUCGCACACCGAUUGUGUCCACCGCCCGAGGAGAUCUACUCGCUGCACCGAAAGCUGUCCGGGGUGUUUCUGCUGUGUGCCCGGCUUAACGCCAAAAUCGACUGUAAACCGAUCUUUAACGAAGUGAUGCAGAAUUACAAAUUCGAUUGA